Sipha flava (yellow sugarcane aphid) is the source of this 1015-nucleotide messenger RNA. RefSeq lists its product as uncharacterized. Lineage: Eukaryota; Metazoa; Arthropoda; Insecta; Hemiptera; Aphididae. The coding region runs from base 458 to 841 and encodes 127 amino acids. The record is from RefSeq and is a predicted model, not a curated record. The transcript has 3 exons.
AGAACUCUAAAGAAAACUAUAAAAAAUUCAAAAUAACAAUGAAUUCAAAUGAGGUCAAUUCGAUUCGAUUUCAUGUUCAUAAAUCUUUCAACCAUCGACAGGAUUAGUCGAUUUUUUAGAGAAGACACAGAACGAACUGAACGCUCAACAACUUAUGAAAAAAACCAAUGAAACGAGAACCGAAAGUGUAUUUAAAACGCAAUAAAACACAAGCCUGACAAAACUUGAAACUUCGCUGCUCGAACAACAAAUUACCGAAAUCAACAAUGAGUAUAACAACGAAUUAAGCGAUAGUUACGAAUGUUCCGAAGAUUGAACCGGAACUGAUCCCGGGGGAGAAACAGAAAUUAGAAAUUAUGAGUAUACCAUUAGAUAAUUUGACGUCUUUAAAUUGCAAUCUCGCUGGUGCCAGGAGCAACGGCGGUGUUGGUUUGAUUGCAAACAGAAAUGGGUUCGUAUGCAAUUGGCUAAAGUGAUUUACGAUAUCGAGGACAACAAGGACAGUUUGGUGUUUUAUUCACUGUCGAUACUCAUAUUGAUGAUUUCAAUUUUCCAGACCAAGAACAUGAGUGAAUUUUUACACCCGAAGAAAUUGAUAUCUUUAAUACAGGAGACAGCGACAACGUCGGAGGUGAUGGAGACGACUCAAUACGAAUCAGUAAUCCCGGUAUUUACAGAACUGUUGACGACCAUCAGACAGAAAGUCACGAUGUCGCGAGUCGCUAAUAUCUUGGCCGUUUACAAUUGGGCAGGAAACAUUGUCUGCAUCUCCGACGUUAUUCUACCACCUCUGGACGUGAUAGAGUUAUUCACCACGUUGAAAACGUCAAACGAUAUCUGAUCCACCGCAGGCUCCAAACAUUCGUCAUCGUCAGCGAACAUAUGGUCCACGCCUGUUUCCAGUCACACCAACAGCCGCCGUAGCUCCUGACUCUAGCGAGAUAGUGAUUUCCGUAGGUAUAGACAUCAAAUUAUCUAAUGGUAUACUUAUAGUUUCCAAUUUCCGUUUCUCCCC